Messenger RNA from Geodia barretti, 405 nucleotides. The record is from the annotation of a GenBank genome assembly. NCBI's taxonomy places the organism in Eukaryota, Metazoa, Porifera, Demospongiae, Tetractinellida, Geodiidae.
UCGGCACUUGGCGAGCCCAGGCCUUGAACCCCCUCACCGCCUGCCGACAAUUACUCACUACCCCACAAGUCUGAACUGUUACAAUUUCACCACACAAGGAGUGAUUGCAUGUCUCAAGCCGAAAGAAUCAUCGUCCCCAAAGACCUGUACAAGGAACAGUACUCGCCCAAGUUCGUCGGACGGUGGGACGAAUUGAUCGACUGGCAGCGUCGGGCGGAGGCGGAAAACAACUUCUUCCAGGAUAUCCUGAAGGAGCAUGGAGCCGAAACUGUGCUGGACAUCGCCUGCGGCACCGGAUUUCAUGCCGUUACUCUGAAAGCCGACGGUUUCGACAUAACCGCAGCCGACGGCGCGCCCAACAUGCUGGCGCAGGCCAGGGAAGAAUGCCGAACGCUUGGGGAUUGA